Struthio camelus australis is the source of this 978-nucleotide messenger RNA. NCBI's taxonomy places the organism in Eukaryota, Metazoa, Chordata, Aves, Struthioniformes, Struthionidae. The record is from RefSeq and is a predicted model, not a curated record.
AUGGAGCAGGAGAGCACUGGGGUUCGUGCACUGGCUGGAGAGGAGAUCGCCUGGGACAGUGUCCACUACUCUGUGCAGCAGAAGCCAGAUGGGUUUGGCAGGUCCUUGGGUUCGAGGGUAACUAACACUGGUCCUAACAGCCCUUUCAGGCUCUCCCCUUCCAGUUUGGAAUUUAUAGAUGGCAUUCAUAAAUUUGCUAAGAGCAUAUACGACACACAGCUGUGUACGCAAGUACAGCUUUAUCACUGUGGGAUCGACGGGGAUCGAAGGGUAGAUCCCUUCGAUCGACAAGGAGCUGCCUGCAUCGAAGUGCAGAGAUCUGGUCCUAGCCCUAAAGCAGAAUGUGGGAACCUAAAGCUCUCAAGCUGGCAGAUGCAUUGGCUGCACCAGCCGUCAUUCGAUUUUCUAAUUCUUUUUACUGUGACUCUGGUCUGGCAAGCCAUUCAUUUAGGAAAAGGCCGUGAAAAAGAAGAGCAUGAAAAAGAUGUGGAAAACAUCAACGCCACAGCACAAAAGCAACAGCAUAAAAAAGAAAGGACUGUUAUAAAUACUCUCAGUGACAUGAAUCAGAGUUAUGAAAGCAGAAAGCAGCAGCAUUCCAGGACACUUGUACCUUUCACUGGGAUUACAGAGAGUAAAAAACUGAACAGGCACUGCUGCCAAAAUGGAGGGACCUGCAUCCUGGGGACUUUCUGUGCCUGCCGAAAGCAUUUCACUGGCAGAUACUGUGAAUAUGAUGAGCGCAACUGUGGCAGUGUUGCCCAUGGCGCCUGGGUGCUGCAGGGCUGUCGGCUGUGCCGGUGCGGCUACGGUGCCCUGAACUGUCUCUCCGAUGUCAUGCAUGGCAGCUGCGAUCUGAAAGCAGAAGAGGAGGAGAUGCCCAGACUAUAUUCUAGUGGCCUAAGAUUACAGCAGACAGUGUUUGCACUCUUUUGUCUGCUCACCGUCCUCCUGGAGCUCUGCUGCUGGCAGCUGUGA